Molecule: messenger RNA, 2328 nt
Organism: Eutrema salsugineum
Lineage: Eukaryota; Viridiplantae; Streptophyta; Magnoliopsida; Brassicales; Brassicaceae
Product: sugar transport protein 5
Exons: 4
Coding region: 139-1512 (457 amino acids)
Biological process (GO): monosaccharide transmembrane transport
Cellular component (GO): membrane
Molecular function (GO): monosaccharide transmembrane transporter activity
Source: RefSeq, a predicted model, not a curated record
AGCACACUUUGCACCAUCAAGUCACAACACCAACUAACCAAAGACACUCACCUAAAAGCUAUCUUUAAUGCACUUAUGUUUGUCCAUUUGUUUUACAACAAAAAAAAAGUAGAAAUGCAUGCGUAAGGCAAACGGAAAAUGCCAAUCGGAGGAUUAGCUCUUGACGUUCCCGGCUCCGGCGGCAAUAUAAACGCCAAGAUCACAACAGCAGUUGUCAUAACAUGCGUUGUGGCUGCCUCAAGCGGUCUCAUCUUUGGCUACGACAUUGGAAUCUCAGGGGGUGUGACGACGAUGGAGCCGUUUCUUGAGAAAUUUUUUCCAUCGGUUCUUGCAAAAGCUUCAGAAGCUAAGACAAAUGUGUACUGCGUCUAUGAUAGCCAACUUCUAACGGCUUUCACAUCAAGUCUUUAUGUUGCUGGCUUAGUCGCUUCCUUAGUGGCUAGCCGUCUCACGGCGGCUUACGGUCGCCGCACCACCAUAAUUCUUGGCGGUUUCACUUUUUUCUUUGGUGCCGUCAUCAAUGGCUUUGCUGCCAAUAUCGCCAUGCUCAUCUCCGGUCGGAUAUUGCUCGGAUUUGGUGUUGGCUUCACUAACCAAGCGGCUCCGGUGUAUCUAUCGGAGGUAGCACCACCGCAAUGGCGUGGAGCUUUCAACUCCGGUUUUAAUUUCUUCAUCGGAUUCGGAGUUGUAGCAGCCAAUCUAAUCAACUACGCCACGGCCAACCACCGCAACGGCUGGCGUAUCUCACUAGGCCUUGCAGCUGUACCAGCGGCGAUCAUGACCGUCGGAUGUCUCCUCAUCUCCGACACACCGUCUAGUCUCUUGGCGCGUGGGAAACACGAUCAAGCUCGUGCAUCCCUGUUUAAUCUACGUGGCACCGAGAACAGAGCUGACGUGGAAGCCGAGCUAGCAGAGCUGGUGAAGUCGAGCCAGUUAGCUUUAGAAGCUAGAGCUGAGCCGUUUAGGACGAUAUUGGAAAGACGGUACAGGCCUCAGCUUGUGGUUGCUGUGGCGAUACCUUUUUUUCAACAGUUAACCGGGAUUACGGUUAAUGCGUUCUACGCUCCGGUUCUCUUUCAAUCGGUUGGGUUUGGUUCUGGUCCUGCUCUUAUUGCGACGUUAAUACUUGGGUUGGUUAAUCUCGGUUCGAUUCUUGUUUCAACCAUGGUUAUUGACCGGUUUGGUAGACGGUUCUUGUUCAUUGCUGGUGGUAUUCAGAUGUUUGUCUGCCAGAUCAUUAUUAGGAAGCUCAAUUUUCUCUCCAUCAAACAUGUCAAAAACUUCGACAUGGAUCUAAGAGUCACCAAAUCCUUCGCCAGCACCAGAAUCUCUCUGUCCCUCUGUAUCCCCAACGACAAGAUUCCGACUCUAGCCUCCAAUGACUCCGAAGCCGAAUCAAUCAUCAGGAAACUCAUUUUACCUUACCACAAAAACACGAUCACGCCAUCGGAAACAAAGUCUCCUUGCUGCCGCAAUUCUCCAAACAUAAAAUUGAGCUUAGUUCCCUCUUAAUUGCAGCCUCUGAAUGCUCCGACAAUGGAACUCCAUGAAGAAGAAUAAUUUUCUAACCCUAAUUCUAUUUUGGUAGUUUAAUUUACCCCUAAUUGAAUAUGCCAUUGUUUUGUUUUUUUUUUUGAAUUUAGACAGACAUACCAAUAAUAAAUAAAUAAAUUUGUAAGAAAAAUGAAUAUGUAUCACGGUUCAACUGGUUUGCAUGUUUAGGUUCGAGUCCAGAAAGAGGAAAAAUUUAGAAUUUUUUUUUACAAAAACGACGUCGUUCAUCAUGCCUCGUCAACAUUUUUUAACAAUUGACUAACAUAAAAGUUAGUCAAGGUAGAUUUUGACAUAGACAUUAGAGUUCAGGUAGGAAAUUUGAAAUUUUAUGAAAUUAAAAUAGUUAUUGGCACCGUAUUUUAGUUCGAAUUUUUUCAGCACACCAAAUUUAGUUUGGGUUGGUGUUGACCAACAAUACUUUGAGUCUUUGCACAUGACAUCAUGACCUGUUUAUAGCAGAUUUAUAGAACAAACAAAUGUUUUGCUUUAAUUGUAGUCUUUUUUUUUUAUAUCUUUUAAUUGUAGUCUCUUAAAACAUGGCCACAUAUAGUUUUUUUGGUCAGAGCUAGAGUUAAAUAAGAAAAAAAUCUUAAAAAGUCUAAGUUAAAACAUAAUUUAAUUCUUUCAACAAUUUACUAUUUGUUAUUUUCGGGUUUGAGAUUUAGUUUUGAUGAUUUCUUUUUUUCUUUUUCCUUGGAGUUAAAGUUCAAUUUUUAUUUUUUACUUUUAAAGAUUUAUAGUUCAAUUUUAAAAUUCGUGUUUUAAAUUUUAGCU